AUGAGUAUCACCGCCUGGACCGACGAGGAUGUUCGAGCAGCCCUCGUCCCUCAGAACGAGUUCCCUCCUUGCUCCUAUCUUCGAGGAACUCGACUAGGUCGAGGUGCAUGUGCCAGCGUCUAUAAGGUGCUGAACGUCAAGACCGGAGGCCUAUUCGCCGGCAAGUCCUCUCCUCAGGCUGUCGAUCACCUACGAGAGGAAGCUAGAAACUUGACUAGACUGAAUCAUCCCCAGAUUGUCAAGUUCAUCGAAUACUGUGAGGACAAGCACAACCCAGCCGCCAACGUCCUUGUCAUGGAGCUCUGCGCCGGUGGCAGUCUUCAAGACAGAAUUCAUGACAACUCUAAAGGCCUCAAUGGUCAAGACACUCUGCGAGUCUUGCUCCAGAUUGGGCAAGCAGUUGAGUAUCUCCACGAACAAGGGCUUUUUCAUACCGACAUCAAGCCACGAAACAUCGUGGUUCGAUCAUGGGCACCAGUCAAUGUUGUCCUCGGCGACUGCGCCGAGGUAAUGAAGGUCCAACACAUUGACCCUCGGAAACGCCCAUAUGGAACCCGUUCAUACUGGUCUCCAUAUAUGGAGAAGCAUAGUAGGAACAGCGGGAAAAGCGACGAUAUUUGGGCACUGGGCAUCUCACUUCUCGGGAUGAUGGCCCAGUGGCCUCGCUGCCUCAUUAAACAAGAGAAACUAUACCCAAAGAAGUGCUACAACCAUGCACACGAGCUACACAAGCUCAAUCUUGGUGACGACCGAACCCAGAUUCUAUUGCGCCUACUGGUGUGGGAUCAUAACAAGCGGAUCACCGCCCCCCAGCUGGUGAAGCUGACGGCUGAGCGUCUGGAGGCUGGCCCUAAUUUUGUCGAGGAGCUGAAGUCUCCUGAGGGUUUCCAGCCUUUGGUGUUUUGGUAG
Messenger RNA from Fusarium musae, 909 nucleotides. RefSeq lists its product as uncharacterized. Gene Ontology annotation, molecular function: protein kinase activity; ATP binding. The record is from RefSeq and is a predicted model, not a curated record. Gene Ontology annotation, biological process: protein phosphorylation. The transcript is spliced from 2 exons. NCBI's taxonomy places the organism in Eukaryota, Fungi, Ascomycota, Sordariomycetes, Hypocreales, Nectriaceae. Bases 1 to 909 code for a protein of 302 amino acids.